UUGACUGCUGCCGUCGCGAUGUGUUUGGAUAUACGAUCCAUACUUAAACACCUCUGUUUGAUGGCGAUCGUUGGUUGGACGUCCACCAUCACACAAGGCAAGCAACACAGGGUAAAGACGUGUCGAGAUCCCCCUCCCAUGGAAGCGUCGUUCUACAUGCUGCGGGAGUUCCACGAAGGCCUCGACUUGGACAUCAGUAGAGAGAAACAGGUGCUCUUGUACGGAGCCAGAAGUUGCAAACAAUCACUUCGGACAGCCCGGGACAAGGGCAAUGGGUCAUUUCCACUCUGUCCAGUCUUCUACAAACUCAACUAUGACUCCGGCCGCGUACCGGAACUGAUCGCAGAGGCGAAAUGCGCAUGCGUUGCCUGCGGGGGAACAUACACUGGCCAUUGCGCCGCCAUAUUCUAUUAUCGGCCUGUGUUGGAGCUGGUCGAGGCAAGGGGAUGCUACAGGCGGGUUGUGAGGCGGUUUCAGAAUGGCUGCGUGUGCAGGAGUCCAUCCAGAAGUAGACUGAACAGAAGGAAGCCCCCUCGCAAGAGAAACAAGGCGUAAUCUUAACAUCGUGUGCGUCUCUUACGAGCCAUGCUUUGGAGGUGCUGAUCUUUGGAACUCUUGUC
Molecule: messenger RNA, 620 nt
Organism: Haliotis rufescens (red abalone)
Lineage: Eukaryota; Metazoa; Mollusca; Gastropoda; Lepetellida; Haliotidae
Exons: 2
Coding region: 19-555 (178 amino acids)
Cellular component (GO): extracellular region
Molecular function (GO): cytokine activity
Source: RefSeq, a predicted model, not a curated record